Messenger RNA from Anopheles funestus (African malaria mosquito), 3293 nucleotides. It is a transcript of the gene Eaat1, whose product is annotated as excitatory amino acid transporter 3. Gene Ontology annotation, molecular function: glutamate:sodium symporter activity; L-glutamate transmembrane transporter activity; neutral L-amino acid transmembrane transporter activity. The transcript has 10 exons. Bases 426 to 1871 code for a protein of 481 amino acids. Gene Ontology annotation, biological process: L-glutamate transmembrane transport. NCBI's taxonomy places the organism in Eukaryota, Metazoa, Arthropoda, Insecta, Diptera, Culicidae. The record is from RefSeq and is a predicted model, not a curated record. Gene Ontology annotation, cellular component: plasma membrane.
GCGAACACUAUCCCGCUGCCGAGUGUACGAGCAAGUUCUCCGAGCGGUCGGUCGGAUUCGCCUACGGCUGGGUCCGUCGUGUUGGUAGCAGAAAUCCGGUCCGCGUUACAGUUCGGUUUCAUCUCUCAUCGCGGAACGUGCUUCUUUUUGCGAACGAUUAACGCUGUUUGUAAGUGCGCGACGACGACGGCUACAACGGAGACGUGUGCUUUCUUUCCGGUGGUUCCGCAAAACGCGCGCGUGUUACGAGUUCUUAUCACUGUCGACCCGAAACAGUACCCAGUGGCGUGAAGGUUUACUGCGUUUACUACAAGCUGCUGUUGAUCUUCGAUCACCGGGUGAUCUUGGUGUAAGAUCCACGACGUCCAAAAACGAAAACGCACAAAGCCUACACGCCACCGAUAGUGUAGGACAUAUUAGCGAAUAUGUCGAACUCGUACGCGACUACAGGCGCACGGCCAACGUCACGAUGGAAGCGGUUUGUAAAGUCGAACCUGCUUACCUUCCUGACCGUGGUCGGUGUGUUCGGUGGUACCGCACUCGGGUUGAUGCUGAAGAACUCGGCCGAACCCUGGACACAGCGUGAGGUGAUGUAUAUCCAGUAUCCGGGCGAUCUGUUCCUACGGAUGCUAAAGUGUCUGAUCGUACCACUGCUCGUUUCGUCGAUCACCAGUGCGAUCGGUUCGUUGGAUUUGAGCAUGUCGAAGAAGAUCGCUUUCCGGGCCAUCGUGUACUACUUCACCACGACGAUCUGUGCCGUCAUCUUGGGCAUCAUUCUGGUCAGUACUAUCCGACCCGGAGCGGGUCGUGAAGUGAACAAUAUUGGAGGCAAAGCAACCACGCGACAAGUGCUAACGGCCGACACACUGCUAGAUCUCGUAAGAAACUUAUUCCCACCGAACAUCAUCCAGGCCACGAUGUUCCAGUUCCGAACCAUUCUUGUCCCUCCAGCAAAUGCUACCGGUGUUCCCUUGACGCAGUACAAGAUCACUUCCGAGUUUACCGAGGGUACGAACGUGCUCGGUUUGGUUAUGUUUAGUGUCGUGCUGGGCACAUGCAUUGGCAAGAUGCGCGAGAAGGGCAAACCGCUGCUUGGGCUGUUCGAAACGCUCAGUGAAGCGAUGAUGAUCAUUACCUCGUGGGUCAUCUGGAUCUCUCCGAUCGGUGUACUGUUUCUGGUUGCGGCAAAACUGCUUGAGAUGGCAUCCUUUGUUGAGGUACUGGGACAGUUGGGCUGGUACUUUAUGACUGUGAUGCUGGGACUAAUACUGCACGGAUUCGGUACGAUCUCGGUAAUUUUCUUCCUAACCACGCGCAAAAUGGCGUUCCCGUACAUUGCCAAGAUGAGUCAAGUUCUGGCGACUGCAUUCGGUACCGGUUCCAGUUCGGCCACGAUGCCCAUCACGAUCCGCUGUCUGGACAACAUGGGCAUUGAUCCGCGUGUGACGCGUUUUGUCAUUCCCGUCGGAGCCACGAUCAACAUGGACGGCACGGCACUUUAUGAAGCCGUCGCUGCACUGUUCAUUGCUCAACUACGUAAUAUUCAUCUGACCUUUGGUCAUAUCGUUGCUGUGAGUGUGACUGCCACGGCCGCCUCCAUCGGUGCGGCUGGUAUUCCGCAAGCUGGACUUAUAACGAUGGUCAUGGUGCUGGACACUGUAGGAUUGCCGGCCGAGGAUGUCACCAUCAUCAUUGCCGUUGAUUGGCUGCUUGAUCGAUUCCGUACGACUAUUAACGUUAUGUGCGACGCCCUAGGAACGAUUCUUGUCAACUCUCUGUCGAAAAAAGAUCUAUCCGGUGAAGCCAACGGCCAUCUGGAACUGGCUGAACCACACGAGCUGGUUGAAUUGCGACCUGACCAGAAGGAAUAAAUGUUCCCACUCUCACAAGGGUCAACUCCGGACCGCAGAACAACAUCAACUUCAUCCUUUUGCCCAUACCUUUGAACGCAUUCUGUAUUUGAUGCCGCGAAAGGACACACGUUUGCCGUGUUUUGUUGCGCGAAUAAUACGUAAAAUUUGUACGUAAUAGUCACACACCUUUCGGACAUAUCUUACACACGAUCUAUUCGACGGCAAUCAUCUUUCUCGGGCAGAGCGACUGAGCAAAUGCCUGCAUUCAUUUACCGAUAACCGAAUAACCGAUCGACGCUGGUCUGUGCGAAUGUUACCGAAACAUUUGCACAAUUGGCAUCGGAGAAUGUGAGGUAAAAUGUCGCAUUUGCAACAUGAGUUUAUUGUUUCAAUGAUGGCAUUUUCGCAUCGCUGCACAUCUCGUAGUACUGCUAGAUAGCGAGUACUGGCCAUGGCCUAAAAUGCUCAAUAAUCUUUAAAGAUUUUGUGAAAAUGAGUGCCACACUGCCCCAUUUUUCAUUCAUUCUAUUUCCCUGUUUGUCCACGCGUACUAAUCGAAAUCGAUGCCAAAACAUCCUUAGCCAACGAACGAACGUGUGAGUGCGGGUGUGUGUGUGUGUGCAUUAGUGCCAUGGAACAAUAGAACGCGACAAUAGGCAAAUAUGCACAGUAGGAAAUACUAAUAAUUGGAAGUGAAACGGCGUGGCGUCGUGUUAGGGAAAUCAUUUCAUCGUUUGUUUACAGGUUAAAUUAUUAGUGUAAGCAAAACAUAACAGUAUCUAUGUAAGAGGGUGCAAAGCACGAUAGACUUUGCCGAAGCAUUAGGACAGACUCAUUGUAGGCACAAGAAAAAGACCAGGAUACAGGAUACAGAUAUACUAUACGGAAUAGAACAAGCAGUAACGGACACAGAACGCGUUUGUGUGUGUAAUAGCAUUGUCUUGCCCCAUAUCUCCCACUUCACGGUUACCCGGACAUCGAUGUUAUAUGUUUCCAUAUCAUAUCGAUGUUUAAAACUCAACUAGACUACUUACCCGUUGUACACUAUACUACGAUCCACUCUAUACCCUCCCUGUCUCCCUGUAACAGUGCGGAGUGCCAAACGAAACGUAUGCGGAGACUCUGAUCCACCUUUUUCUUGUUUCCUUUACUUCCGGUGCAUUUCAUUUGCGUUUAGUAUACAUGAUAGAUAGGAAGAGACAGAGGAGAGAAAGAUUUUUUUUCGCUAGUGUCCACUUCCAUCUCCCGUUACCGUUUUCAGAUCAGUACACAGUUAGAUCGUGCGAAAGGCUUACCGGAUCAUGUGCGCAACCAGGGUUUUUAGGAAUAACUUUCGAAGUCAACGCGAACGAGCUGCGUGAGCAAAUGAGUGUUUGUAUAUUUCAAAAUACUUACAAAUAUAUUUUAAUGAUUCACCUUUUGUAUCAUAUUUUUCCUUUA